Ceratosolen solmsi marchali is the source of this 1351-nucleotide messenger RNA. Its product is annotated as transcription factor Sp5. Gene Ontology annotation, biological process: regulation of transcription by RNA polymerase II. NCBI's taxonomy places the organism in Eukaryota, Metazoa, Arthropoda, Insecta, Hymenoptera, Agaonidae. Bases 224 to 1351 code for a protein of 375 amino acids. The record is from RefSeq and is a predicted model, not a curated record. Gene Ontology annotation, molecular function: RNA polymerase II cis-regulatory region sequence-specific DNA binding; DNA-binding transcription factor activity, RNA polymerase II-specific. The transcript has 3 exons.
AGAGAGAGAGAGAGACAUUAUACGGAUAGUCCGAUCAUUAAAAUACAGUGCUAAAAGUGAAUUUUGAGUAUUAUCAUCCCUAUGUGGAGGAAAUAGUUGUACUCGUAGUUGGAUUUUCUUACGUCGAUGGUAUUACGACAAUUGUGCUUGAGUUCUAUCAUCCAAAGAAUUGCUUGGAAAGUGACAACGGCAUUUUUAUAAACCCGCACUCAUCGUGUGCACAAUGGCGCAAGUUAUGCAGUAUCAACAGAUGUGCAUGCCCACGAUAUCGCCCAUGCCAGGCAUGGCCCCCAUCUCCUCUAUGUCGAUGUCGAUGCAUCAGCAGCAUCACCACCAUCACCCAGCGAUGGACUUUAACAACGCUGCAGCAGCGGGCCUCCACUAUCAGGCCUACGGCAGCUCCGUAAGCUCCGGUCAACUCCAUCACCACCACCAUCAUCACCACAUGAGUCUGAACCAGGGCGGGCAGCCCUCGGCCUACUGGUUCCCAACCGCCAGCAGCGUUCACGGCCAGAUGCCCGAGGGCCUUGCCGCACCCGCCUAUACGUCCGCGAGCUCCGUGACGCCGACCUGGUCCGUCCAGUCCCAACUUCCCAGUGGCCUUUCCCAGAUCCAGCAUUACUCGCUGCCGCCCACGCCACCGGAGCUCCCGGCUAGCCCGCAGUCCCAGCUCUCGGCAUACCAGUGGCCGUUGAGCCCGCCCGCUGAUCACGUCCUCGGCGUCGUCGUGGAAGUCGAGUCGAAGGCGGCCGCGGUCAGGAAGUCGACGCGUUGCCGUUGUCCCAACUGUCAAGUCGACGGUGGCAUGGCCCAGCUUGGUAGCGACGGCAAGCGUCAGCACGUUUGCCACGUGCCUGGCUGCGGUAAAAUUUACGGGAAAACCUCGCACCUUAAAGCCCAUCUGCGCUGGCACACGGGCGAGCGGCCCUUCCCAUGCAACUGGCCCUUCUGCGGCAAGAAGUUCACCAGGAGCGACGAGCUACAGAGGCAUCUGCGCACCCACACCGGCGAGAAGCGCUUCUCUUGCCCGACCUGCGCCAAGAGGUUCAUGAGGAGCGACCACCUCACCAAGCACAUCAAGACGCACGAGAACCAGAAGAGGAAGAGCGCCAAGAAGGAGGCCGUCGCUGCUGCCAGCAACAAGGAGAACAGCCUCCCCGACCUCAAGGAUCUCAAGCAUAAGUCACAGAGUCCGACAAUCGUUUCGCAACAGCAGCAGCAGCAACAGCAGCAACAACAACCGCAACAGAAUCAUUACAACAGCCCCAAUUGCAGUACCCUGUUUCACACGUCACCGGACAUUAUCACCUCAAUCAUCUUAAUCAUCAUCAAAUGUUACACAGCUCCAUGA